This is a messenger RNA of Cottoperca gobio, 687 nucleotides long. RefSeq names its product ensconsin-like. The record is from RefSeq and is a predicted model, not a curated record. The coding region runs from base 322 to 687 and encodes 121 amino acids. The transcript is spliced from 4 exons. Lineage: Eukaryota; Metazoa; Chordata; Actinopteri; Perciformes; Bovichtidae.
AGGUAGGUGAGAAAGUAGACCCACACGUUUGUUUUUCCGCCAUUGAUUGAACCUUUUAAACGUGACACAGUCUUUGCAACAUUAAACUAGUUCAGUGAAGACAACAUUGAGCUACACCCUCUCAGGUUACAUCUAAGCUAGCUCUGAGGCAUACGGUUCUCCCCCCCCCCCCUCACCGCCCCUCUACCGUCGGCUCCCCAUCAUAUUCCCUCUGUCUGUUUCCCUGAGUCAUUGCGCUGCACCGGCGGUCUCCUGUGUGGCUUACAGCGGCUCUCUGGCUCCUGUCGCUCCCUCUGAUGAAAACACUCGACGACGUUUGACAUGACUGAAGUGGCUCCAAGCUGCCCUGAGAUGACAGCGCUGGCCCCUCCUCCUGCACCGCUGAUUUCCAGUAGGAAUGCAUCUCCUGCUCGAUCACCAUCCAGUCACAACAGCACGACAGAGAUUUCCGAGGUGCUGCGGGAUAAGACCCGCCGUGCGCAGCAGCAGCUGGAUCGCAGCGCCGAGGAGCGAGGGAGGAAGAUGGACGUGCAGAAGAGGAAGGAGCAGCAGCGCCGGGUGGCAGCCGGGGAGAAGAGACGGCAGCAGCAAGAGGCAGAGAAGGUCAGAGAAUACCAGAACCCGCUUACAGCAGCAGCGGCUUCACACCCUGUUUACGCAGCAGACGUAGCGUUAGCGGCACGUUAG